CUUUUUGCUCACUGUUUUCUUCGUGUUUCUUUUUAUUUGUGUUAUUUACCUGGGUGUUCUCUUUGGGUUUCAUCGGUGGCUUUUCAGUUUUUUCGCUACAGAGAAUUAGUGAAACGGAUAGCUUCUUUGUGUUUACUCUGCUAUUUCAACCACGCAUGUGUUAUUUUCAGUUUCUUCACUACAGAGGAACAUCGAAUGAGCCUGAACAUUACAAAUCGUCAUGUGUGUGGAUGUUGUUUGGUGGACACCCAUUUCCAUUUCUUGUGAAUUCAGCUCAUACAAAGCAUCAAGGGGAAAAUGAAAUUACUUAUUUAUUUAUUUAUUCAUUUUGGGUUUCUAAAAGUGGAAAUUGCUCAAGGUGCGGAAAAGGGGACAAUUCUUCCAUUAUAAGAGGGAAGUACAACAAUGACUAAAGAAUUAUGUUGCUGAAAGCUGCAUUAGGAGUUCACAACCUCGAAUUUUGAAGAUGAUUUCUAGAAAAGACCAAUAUGGUGAUGAGUUGCAGAUAGGGAUUUACUUUUAUGGAAUCAUUUUUUUUUUGGGAGUCAUGAAUUUCCUGCGCUAAACCUGAACAUUCAAUCAAGUUGAGAUGCAAUAUGGUGAAUGCUGAAGUGACGAAAGUUAUAUCACAAGUUACUGAUGAGAAAACAAAUGGGGUUACAACUGUGGACCUUGAAAAGUUGCUUAAGAUCAAGCAACUUUUAUGCAGUGUUCUUAGAGGCGGUAAAAAUCAAGAGAUGCCGUGCAGUGCUGUAUCAUGGGGCCACUUAGACUGAGAGAAGGCUUAACCAUCUGAUUUUUGUAUACACGGAAUAUUAACAUGCCACAGUGAAGAGUCAGACGAUGAAGAAAGGCCAAAUAUGUUGUUAAAUGGCAUGACAAUGACUACUCAGUAGUGAUAAUUCGAUGCAAGGGUAGCCUAAAUGGCUAAAACUUCUAUGUAUGAUCUAAACUCUGGGAGAUGUGCAGCAUGUUGUUGAAGGGCCAGAAGAUUAAGAGGGAAUACUACAUAAGGCAUCUUGGUGGAUCACCUGCAAAAUCAAGAUGCGGGAAAGCAAGCAGUGUUUCAAUGUCUUGAAGCAACUAUAGAAAGAAGCAUAUCCAAGAUUAGCACUUUGAUUUACCUUUUUCGACAUCUAGAUAAUUAAAUGGGAGUUGACGUGAGAGAUGACUCAUGAAGAAACAAUUUAGCCAUAUAUGGCUGGCUUUAGUGAGAUGAACACCAUCCCAGUUAACGUGUUGAGAAGGUCAGGACAAGAGCUUGCAGAAGGAGAACCCAAGUGUUGAAUCCGUCAAAGUCAAUAUUCUCUCCAUGUUGGUUUCAAUUUCGCUUAUACAGAGGAGAUUUCAUGCCAGUAUGCAUCACGGAGCUUGGUACAGUGGCGACUUAUCUAGGAAGUUAGCUGAACGAGGAGUCAAGCUUCUGGGUUUUUCUUGUGACGAUGGUCAGACUCACAAGAGUGGUUCAAGGUUUUGGAUAUUAAAAGUUUCUAGAAAGUGUUGAAUGUCAAAACUUGACUCUGCAUGUUAUAUCUAACUUCAUGUUAGCUUAUCUGAUUCCAUGCGGAAAUCAAUUAAGCCAUGUAGUUCACUUUUCACCUCCUUUCUUGAUCAAAACAUUCUUGUGAAACUUUUUCAUGAAAAAGAAUGAACCUAUUUCCAUUUGUUUAAUUCUAAGUUUGUUAAAGUGUUUGUGGACGUUAAUCAUACGCUUUUGAGUUGUUGAACAAAUUGUUUCUCUAGAACUGUCCAUUUGGAUAGUUUUUCUACUUCUAUGACUUACAUGUAGCUUAUUUUGGUAGUGAGUCAUUCCGAAAAUGAUAUUCUAAACAAAAGAUUGAGAUUCUAUAAAGAAGAGGGAAAAGUUUGGUGUUCCAAAUGGAUUCCAUGAAGGCUAUAGUGCAGCACCUUAAGGUUGAUACUUCAUUUUUACUUGGUCUUUUAGUACAAUUGACCAAGACACUUAUUAAUGCUUCUGUCACCAUGCACUACAGAUGUCAAGAAAUAAACUCAUCGUGACUAUAUCUGUUUAGUUAGAUAGAUCAAGCGUUUGCUGAUUUUAUUUGUUUUAAUUGAAAACAAUGAUAUUCAUGAAGCUACCAAGUUAUCUGAUGUAGCUAAUAAGAAAGUGCCUUAGGAAAUAUUGCCUGGACAUGCUCAAAACCGAAUUGGCAUCAUUCAGUACGGAUGAUUCUAAUCUUCAUGAAAGGUACUAAGCAACAACUUCUUCAAUGGAUUCUCAAGAUUAUUGCUGGAAUUCCAGUUCCAAAUGGCAGUUAAAAGUUGUUCAUUUUGCUUCCCAAUUGAGGUUGUCAAAUUUUGCUGGAAAUAGUUCUAAGAUUAGCUGCAGACCAGCAGACUGUAUUCUCCACUAAUUCAGCCGAAGCUCGUGUUAUUUCCACAUGCUAAGUUCCAAUAAAUAGGUGAGAAAGAGAGCUGAUUCAAAAAAAAUAGUGUUGGGACGAUCUCAGGCAGCCAGCUUAAACAUUGAGUAAAAUGAUAGAUGUCAAUCGAUGGAGGAAUUGCUUGAGCAGAGAAUGAGGACAUGUCAGUAACUGUUGAGCUUCUGUCACUAUUGAGAUGGCAGUUAAAUCUACUAUCAAGUCAAUCACUCCAAAAACUGAGGAUUGGAUAUGCAAAAUUCAAGUAGUAGAUAAAUAUCCUCCCAGAGACAAGAAAGACAAAAGUGGAAAAUACCAACUGAUGCUUUUGCAAGACUAAGAGGAAAAUCAAAUUCAAGCCAUCAUUUGGAAUGUUGAUAUAAUGCAAUUUGACAAGUAUUUCAAACCAUUCCAAACAUACCUGGUGUCAGUUGCACAAGUAAAAGAACCGAAUCCUGCAUAUGCUAAUCCAUUCAACAAAUACAUUUGGACAAUUGAUAGAAAUACUAUUGUUGAACCAAUUGAAAAAGUCAUUCCUCCAGAUAAUCCACUACCACCGCCAACACGAUUGGCUAUCACCCCUUUUGAGGCUAUUGAGCAUCAAAUGAAAGAUUUUGAAUUUGAUGUCCUUGGACUACUUAUUAAUGCUGGACUUGCAAGUAACGCAUCAAAUGGGAAGAAAUUUCAGGAAUUCAUCAUUAUGGAUACUCAAAAAAGGCCUAAAAAGCUAACACUUUGGGAGGACUUUGUCGAACAUUAUGGAAAUGAACUUUCAGAGAAAGUGAAACACUAUCCCGUCUUCCUGGCUAGAAGAGUGGUAAAAUCAUCAUCAGGGAUAUGGAGCAGAUAUAACACAACAAUACUCUUACAUCCCACAUAUCCACAAGCUACCACAUUAGCUGCAUGGGCCAAAACAAUUCAACGACAACUCAUUGAGUACACAGCUAGAAGCAUGUCCCCAGAAGGCACUCUUCUUUUUGUUCCCUUUGAAGAAGAAUCAAUAUUCAUAUCCGAUAUCCAAAUGCAGCCACAGGGACAAAUAUUCUAUAUUGACGGUCAACUUUCACUGAUAAAUGAAGACCAACAUUUCUGCUCCAUGGCGUGCUCAGAUUGUAAAUUGCCAUUUUUAAGAACUACUACACCAAGGCCAAUCUACUGCAUUCAGUGCGAAAGAUCCACCCAACUUAUUCCCAGUUAUGGUCAUGGAUCACACUGGUAGCAUAGUAGCCUCCAUCUCGGAUCAAUCAGCAACGAAGAUGUUGAACCUCACUGUACAAGAGAUUUAUGACAUCUGCCAUGCACAG
Lycium barbarum (goji berry) is the source of this 3685-nucleotide messenger RNA. RefSeq lists its product as uncharacterized. NCBI's taxonomy places the organism in Eukaryota, Viridiplantae, Streptophyta, Magnoliopsida, Solanales, Solanaceae. The transcript is spliced from 18 exons. Bases 2764 to 3600 code for a protein of 278 amino acids. The record is from RefSeq and is a predicted model, not a curated record.